Mercurialis annua (annual mercury) is the source of this 2440-nucleotide messenger RNA. RefSeq names its product F-box/LRR-repeat protein 3. Gene Ontology annotation, biological process: SCF-dependent proteasomal ubiquitin-dependent protein catabolic process. The record is from RefSeq and is a predicted model, not a curated record. Bases 220 to 2151 code for a protein of 643 amino acids. Gene Ontology annotation, cellular component: SCF ubiquitin ligase complex. Gene Ontology annotation, molecular function: protein binding. Lineage: Eukaryota; Viridiplantae; Streptophyta; Magnoliopsida; Malpighiales; Euphorbiaceae. The transcript is spliced from 7 exons.
AUUUCUGCAACUGUCAUCACCUAACUAAACUCAACACUUCUCUGAAUUCCGGUUGACCGGUCACCGGAAAAUGAAUCGGACUCAUAUAAUCCAUACCCGUAUUUAUCGGACUCUCUUGAAACGCAUCCACCACCCUCUCCUUCACCUCCGCCUCCUCUUCUUAUUCGUCCCAACCUAAACUCAAUCAGACGGCAACCUUACUUAACAAAACGACAGAUAAUGUCGAGUCGAUCUGUAAUCUCGGUGCUAACAGAAGAUUUACUCAUCCGAGUCCAUGAAAAACUCGCUCACAACUCGGAUCGUAAACGAUUCCGACUCGUUUCCAAAGAAUUCAAUAAAAUCGACUCAGUAACUCGCAAAACGCUGCGUAUCCUCCGCGUCGAGUUUCUAAUCUCUCUCCUGACAAAAUUCGGCAACAUUGACAGCUUAGACCUUUCUGUUUGUCCACGCAUUGACGACGGAAUGGUGUCGUCGCUAUUAACUCGUGACUCAGUUGGACUAAUGAAGAACUUGAAGUCCUUAAACUUGAGCCGGGCUACCGGGUUGAGAUCCACGGGUCUGGAGAUGAUAAUGCGGGCGUGCCCGUUUCUUGAAACGGUUGACGUGUCGUAUUGUCGUGGAUUUGGUGAUAGAGAAGCGGCGGCUAUAUCUUGCGGCGGUGGGUUAAAGGAGCUGAGUUUGGAUAAGUGUUUGGGGAUUAGUGAUGUUGGAUUGGCUAAGAUUGCUGUUGGGUGUUCGAGAUUGGAGAAGAUUAGCUUGAAAUGGUGCAUGGAGAUUACUGAUUUGGGUGUUGAUCUUUUGUGUAAGAAGUGUGUUGAUUUGAAGUUUGCUGAUGUUUCUUACCUUAAGGUGACAAAUGAAACACUCCGUUCAAUUGCUUCUUUGAGGAAGCUGGAAGUUUUGGCUAUGGUGGGGUGUGCUUUAGUGGAUGAUGUUGGGUGUCAGUUUCUUGAAAAUGGAUGUCCUUUACUAGAGGAAAUUGAUGUAUCAAGGUGUGAUUCUUUGAGUUCCUCUGGCUUGACUUCUAUAAUUAGCGGGCAUAGCGGACUUAGACGGCUCAAUGCUGCUUACUGCAUUUCGGAAUUUCCACCUGCACUACUCCACUACAUGAAGGAUUUGAAGAACCUGACCGCUAUUGUUAUUAACGGAACUCGAGUUUCAGAUUCUAUUUUCCAGAUAUUAAGUAGCUAUUGCAGUUCUUUGUCAGAAAUUGGGCUGAGCAAAUGCACAGGGGUGACAAAUAUGGGCAUUGCACAACUAGUCUCUGGUUGUGUCAAUUUGAAGAUCUUAAGUUUAACAUGUUGCCAUUCUGUAACUGAUGCUGCAAUAUCUGUUAUAGCAGACUCUUGUGAGAAACUUGUGUGCCUGAGACUAGAGUCUUGCAAUAUGAUCACCGAAAAGGGUCUUGAACAGCUUGGAUCACGCUGCGUGCUGCUCGAGGAGCUCGAUCUCACCGACUGCUAUGGAAUUAAUGACAAAGGGCUUGAAUGUCUUUCUAGAUGUUCGGAACUUCUAAGCUUAAAAUUAGGAUUUUGCGCAAACAUAUCAGACAUAGGACUGUGUUAUAUUGCGUCUAAUUGUUCAAAGCUUCAAGAACUGGACCUAUAUCGCUGUACCGGUAUUGGAGAUGAUGGUGUAGCUGCUUUAUCAAGUGGUUGCAAGAAGUUGAAAAAUCUGAAUUUGUCUUACUGCAAUCAAAUUACUGAUAUAGGAUUGAAUUAUCUUGGCUGUCUGGAGGAGCUCUCCGACCUGGAAAUGCGACAGCUCGACAAAAUCACAAGUGUAGGUUUAACAGCAUUGGCAGCCAAAUGCAGGUCACUUGCAGAUUUGGACUUGAAACAUUGUGAGAAAAUUGAUGAUCCGGGAUUCUGUGCUCUUGCCUAUUACUCGCGAAAUUUGCGUCAGAUAAAUUUGAGUCACUGCACCAUAUCGGACAUGGCAUUAUGCAUGUUGAUGGGAAAUCUGACACGGCUGCAAGAUGCCAAAUUGGUGCACCUAAAAAAUGUCACUGUGGAAGGAUAUGAGCUUGCACUUAGGGCAUGCUGUGUCCGGAUCAAGAAGGUCAAAUUGGUUGCUUCUCUCAGGUUCUUGCUAUCCUUAGAAAUACUUGAGAUUUUAGAUGCCAGGGGCUGCGUAAUUAGGUGGGAUUAAAACAUAUUUGUCGACACAUGUCAUAACAUAACAGAAUAAGAUCGGCUUAGAAUUGGCUAUGUCGAGUUAAAUUCUCAUUUUGUGGGAUGCUAGAAUCUAGGAUAUGUUAAGAUGAUCGAGUCGUUUUAACCGGGCCUAUACGGAGGAAUUUAAAAACAGAAGAUGUUUUCUUUCUGUUCUUUUCUUGGCUCAUGAUGUGAUGCUUAUGUAAUUUAUGUAAAUAUAUUCUAAGGUCAGAGUCGUUUUUGGAUACGGAACGAAAUGUAAGACUUGUCGAGUUUUUGUGCAA